Molecule: messenger RNA, 495 nt
Organism: Aphanomyces astaci
Lineage: Eukaryota; Oomycota; Saprolegniomycetes; Saprolegniales; Verrucalvaceae
Exons: 2
Coding region: 1-495 (164 amino acids)
Source: RefSeq, a predicted model, not a curated record
AUGAGGGACUUGUUGGCUAAUGACACUGCCGGGCAUCACGCGUAUGACUUGGAGAAUAUCGAAAUUCAUACGUUCCACUGUGCCGUUCCGCCAUGGACAAUAGGCCAAUUUGAGAUCGUGGUGCACCUUAAACCUGUGCGCCAACGCCUUCACUCGUCAACUGCUGCGGGUCAGAAAGCUUCGGACUUCAACAAGCAUGUGUAUGAACACUGGCACGAGAACAAGACCACCACCAAUCAUGGCAGCCGCUCGCCCGUCGCGAUCGCCUCGCGAUGGAAAAAGCUAUGUCCCAUGUUGACAAGUUUCAACAGCAAUAUUAUUCAAGCACUCAAGGCCAUCCCAUCAGGCUGGAAUGAAGACGGCGUGAUUGACAACGAAUUAUACGCCAUUCCCGAUGUCAAACUCCAUGGCAUCAAGCGCACGAUAGUCUUGGCGUACUGGCGUAUCGUGUGCGAUGCUCCAAAAUGGCGGGUCGAAGACGUGUCCCGGGGAUAA